Teleopsis dalmanni is the source of this 750-nucleotide messenger RNA. It is a transcript of the gene icln, whose product is annotated as methylosome subunit pICln. NCBI's taxonomy places the organism in Eukaryota, Metazoa, Arthropoda, Insecta, Diptera, Diopsidae. Gene Ontology annotation, cellular component: cytosol; spliceosomal complex. The transcript has 2 exons. Gene Ontology annotation, biological process: mRNA cis splicing, via spliceosome. The record is from RefSeq and is a predicted model, not a curated record. Bases 72 to 704 code for a protein of 210 amino acids.
CUGUAAAGAGCAGCAUAAAACGCCGGCCAACAUUAUAAAUAUUGUUUUGAAAGUAAAUUACAUAUUUAAAAAUGGUUUUAAUAGCUCCAAUAUCUUUGCCAAUAGAAGAUCUGAUGUAUACAUCAGAAAAUGUUCAGUUGAAAAUUGAUACUAAAAUCAUCGGUAGUGGUACAAUUUAUAUCAGAGAGAGUUGCCUAUCUUGGCAACCAGUAAGCGCUCCUCACGGCAUUUCAAUACCAUGGAAACAUAUUGGUGUACAUGCGAAAGCAUCAGAUCCAAAGAAAUGUAUUUAUUUAACACUUAAUCACAAAUUAAUUUGGCCAGGACCAUAUGAAGCAGAUGUAGCUGGUAACGGACAUGCUAAUCUAAAUAACGAACAAAUGAAUCAACAAGAUGCUAAUGAUGAUGAUGAAGGUAACGCUUCGGAUGAAGGUGAUUCUGCUGGGACUGAGUGUUGGUUCGUACCAACUGAUGCUAGCGUUGUAGAUGCUUUAUAUUUGCGUAUGUGCGAUUGUCAAGCAUUGCAUCCAGACUCUAAUGACAGCGUUUCUGAAGAAAGUGAUUUCGAUAUGAAUAGUAUUGAUGAGGACAAUGAUGAUGAUGCCGAUUUAGGACCAAUGAAUGAUGCUAAUGAUGUUAGACAUGCACAAGGAAGCAUGCGCAAUUUAAGUCUAGAGGAUAAUCGUUUUGCCGAUGCAGACUGAAUCUAAUCUAACAUACUCACAUAGUUUUCAAUUGUACAAUUUAUUU